Molecule: messenger RNA, 1938 nt
Organism: Ilex paraguariensis (yerba mate)
Lineage: Eukaryota; Viridiplantae; Streptophyta; Magnoliopsida; Aquifoliales; Aquifoliaceae
Source: the annotation of a GenBank genome assembly
AUGGCUUCAAAACCAGGAUUGCUCACUGACUGGCCAUGGAAGCAGCUUGGAAGCUUUAAGUAUGUGAUUUUGGCACCGUGGGUGGUUCGUAGCAUGUAUUUGUUUAGUUUGAAAGGAGAAGGAGAGAGAGACCUGACCAGCUUUCUCAUACUACCGUUUCUAUUGUGGAGGAUGCUACACAACCAGAUUUGGAUUUCUCUCUCUCGUCAUCGAACAGCUAAAGGAAAUAACAGGAUCGUUGACAAGAGUAUUGAAUUCGAGCAAGUUGACAGAGAGAGUAACUGGGAUGACCAGAUAUUGUUUAAUGGAAUUAUAUUUUACAUCGCAAGCAUGGUAAUCCCGGGAACUUCUAACAUGCCCAUUUGGAGAACAGAUGGCGGUAUCAUCAUAACCUUGCUUCAUAUCGGUCCUGUAGAGUAUCUCUACUACUGGCUUCACCGAGCACUGCACCACCACUACCUCUACUCUCGCUACCACUCCCACCACCAUUCCUCCAUAGUCACCGAGCCCAUCACAUCUGUUAUUCAUCCAUUUGCAGAGCAUAUAGCAUAUUUUUUGCUCUUUGCAAUACCAAUUUUGACGACAAUUGCAACUGGGACGGCCUCGGUUCUAGCCAUCUUUGGUUACGUCACUUACAUUGAUCUUAUGAACAACAUGGGUCACUGCAACUUUGAGUUGAUUCCUAUGAAGAUUUUCUCCAACUUUCCCCCUCUCAAGUACAUGAUGUAUACACCUUCAUACCACUCUCUUCAUCACACCCAAUUCCGGACCAAUUACUCACUGUUCAUGCCUAUCUACGACUACAUCUAUGGUACCAUGGACAAGUCCACCGAUAUAUUAUUUGAAACUUCACUACGACGUCAAGAAGAGUCUCCCGACGUUGUUCACCUCACCCAUCUAACUACGCCAGACUCAAUCUACCAUUUGCGUCUAGGUUUCUCAUCACUUGCCUCCGAACCUCAGGAUUCCAAAUGGUACCUCUGGUUAAUUUGGCCAGUAACGUAUUGGUCCAUGAUCAUGGCUGCCAUCUAUGGCCGUACAUUCAUUUUGGAAAGGAAUGCUUUUGAGGAGAAACUCAAGCUACAGUCAUGGGCAGUACCAAGAUACAGUGUACAAUACUACUUCAAAUGGCAAAGAGAAUCUAUCAAUGGGCUGAUUGAAGAGGCCAUACUAGAAGCAGAGGCAAGAGGCAUUAAAGUCUUAAGUCUAGGUCUUUUGAACCAGGGAGAGGAACUCAACAGAAAUGGAGAGAUAUACAUCCAAAGGUACCCUCAGCUAAAUGUGAAAGUGGUGGAUGGGAGUAGCUUGGCAGUUGGUGUUGUUCUCAAUAGCAUCCCAAAAGGAACAACUCAAGUUCUUCUAAGAGGCAGACUUUCUAAGGUUGCUUAUUCCAUUGCUUCUGCAUUGUGCCAAAUGGGUAUAGAGGUGGCUACCUUAUAUGAAGAUGAGUAUGAGAAGCUUAAGCUAACCACCAACUCUCAAAGUAGUUUGCUACUCUCAAGGACUUAUGCUCAGAAGACAUGGUUAGUGGGAGAUGGAUUGACGGAGGAAGAACAGUUGAAGGCAUCAAAAGGAACAUUGUUCAUUCCUUUCUCACAAUUUCCUCCAAAGAAAAUCCGCCAUGACUGCUUCUACCAGUACACACCAGCAAUGGGUACCCCCAUGUCUCUCGAGAAUUUGCACUCAUGUGAGAACUGGUUGCCAAGGAGAGUAAUGAGUGCUUGGAGGAUAGCUGGGAUAGUACAUGCCUUAGAAGGAUGGAAUGUUCAUGAGUGUGGAAAUAAGGUUUUCAACAUUGACAAAGUUUGGGAAGCCAGUCUUAAACAUGGUUUCAAACCUUUGGUGACGGCCUCUUAACCUAAGAUUUAAUGCAUGUUAUCUAUUCUACAACCAUGAAAUAUCACAAUUAUUACUAUUUAUGUAUUUUGUUGAAUGCAC